AAUUCAUUUAUCCAUUUAUUGAUUAACAUUUUUUUAUAUUUAUUUCUUCUAUGCGAUAGAAAAUUAUUAGGAAUUACAAUAUGGAUCCUUAUGGUGCUUAUGGAGCUGCUAAAGCAGGGGCCCCCUUUGAUCCAAUUGCAUAUAUUAAAAAUCCUCAAGUCAUAAUUCGACUUAUAUGUUGGGUAUUUGCCGUCAUCGUAAUGGGCUGCAUAGGUUCACAAGGCUGGUACCAAGGCCGCUGUCAAUACAACGGGGAAGCCUCAGCAUGCCGCUUCGGUACCUUUGUAGGUACAAUGGCGAUGCUAGCUUGUCUUGUUUUCCUCUUGGCCGAUGCAAGAUUCGACUCAUUAGUCAGCGUGGUGGAUAGGAAACGGGUCGUAAUUGCUGAUCUAGGAUUUUCCGGAUUGUGGACAUUUAUUUGGCUCAUUUGCUUUUGCCAUCUGUCCAAUCUAUGGCGCAAGACUCCCCAUUCCAUGCUACCCCCUCAAAAAUUUGGGAGGAACAAUGUCCAAGCCGCUAUCACCUUUUCACUAUUUUCGACGUUUUCAUGGGCUUGCUUAACAUUCCUUUCCUACCGGCGAUACAAAAUAGGUGCUUCCCAAGCUUUCGCGCCUCCUUAUAACGCCCAAGAAAGUGGUACGAUAGGAUCCGAGGCCGGUUCAGGGUUGAGCCACCCGCCUUUCAAUCAAAUGGCGUCACCUUUCCCUCCCCCUCCCAUUCAGACCCAAUACCCACCACCUGUAUAUUAAAUCCAUUAGCAACUUUUGCUUUAAUUAUUCAUAUAUAUUGAAAUAUUUUAUUAAAUUUCACAAUAUAAAUCGUAUUCUUUAUCCCAACUUUAUAAUCUACCAAAAAAAUAAUAUUCAUUUUUUCGCUUUUUUUACCUAAAAAAUAUAAAGAUAAUACACUAUACCGUUUUACCUAAAAUAUGUUUUCUAUUCAAUAAUUUUUUGUUUUAUAUUUCCCUUUCCUGCAAAAGUGUAUUAAAUAUUAGAAUUUCUUAAUUUAUAUUAAUAUAUUAAAAUAUUUGAAUAAUUUUUAUAAGUAGUUCUAUUGUGGUGUCCUUAUUAUAUGAUUUGUCAAACCCGUUAAAUAUUCUUUAAGAGAUUAUUAUUUUUUAGACAUCAAAAAUAGAUUACCACUAAUUAUUAUUUAUUACCGUUGUUUGAGUUUAUAUCGAAUCAUAACCCUAAAAAGUUGUAAAUAUAAAAAACAUAAUUUCUUGGAAAAUAGGAGAUGCAAAGCUGUAGUCAUAUCCAAUAAUAACCUGUCAACUUAAAUAUUCUAUAGUUAAUGUCAUUUAUCUUUAUUAUGUUCAUGUCCAUAAGUUCCAAAAAUAAAUUUAUUCUCUUUUUUUGUUCUAAUUUACGCUCUAAAAUUAUUACCUUUUUUAAAAAAAGCAUUCCUUAUAAAUGCGCAAAACUUUACAUUUCCCCAAUAUCAAUAA
Molecule: messenger RNA, 1447 nt
Organism: Gordionus sp. m RMFG-2023
Lineage: Eukaryota; Metazoa; Nematomorpha; Gordioida; Chordodea; Parachordodidae
Product: synaptogyrin-like
Exons: 4
Coding region: 81-749 (222 amino acids)
Cellular component (GO): synaptic vesicle membrane; neuromuscular junction
Source: RefSeq, a predicted model, not a curated record